AAGCUUGAUUGAUCAAUUCAUUCUAGCAGAAUGUUUAAGACAUCUGCAUACCGUGAGUCAAUGUUGAUCUCUGCCAAAUUCCACGCAUUGGAUCAUUCUAUGUAUGCAUGCAGUGGCCGAUCACGGAUCAACCCCACCAAGAAAUUUAAUCCCAUCGGUAUGAGUUGUUUGGUGGAGUAAAGUACUCAAUCUUUUGUUUGAAUAUUUUAUUUACAUUCAAUUUAUAUCCCAACAAUUUCAAUCAAAUUAGACAUCAUGGCUGGAUUUGACACAAAGUGAGCUUUCAGAUCAUCUUUACCCCAAUUUCCCCUUCUAACAUCUAUUCUAGGAAGGUUCUUAUGCUCGGCGCGGGCUUUGUUACACGCCCUACCUUGGAUAUCCUCAGUGAAGCAGGCAUUCAAGUUUCUGUUGGUACACAUAAAUCUCAGUUCCUUUCCAGAUAAUGAAACUGACUUUCCUCCAGCAUGCAGAACCAUUGAAAGUGCAAAGAAGCUCUCCGAAGGUGUAAAGAAUGCCCACCCAAUCUCCCUCGAUGUUACAGACGACAAAGCUCUCGAUGCUGAAGUUGCAAAGAACGAUUUGGUCAUCAGUUUAAUCCCAUAUACCUUCCAUGCGACCGUCAUCAAAUCUGCCAUCCGAAACAAGAAGAAUGUUGUUACAACCAGUUAUGUUUCUCCAGCAAUGAUGGAAUUGGAUGAAGAAGCCAAGAAUGCAGGUAUCACAGUUAUGAAUGAGAUUGGUUUGGAUCCAGGAAUCGAUCACUUGUAUGCUGUUAAGACUAUUGAGGAGGUUCACAAGACUGGUGGAAAAAUCACAUCUUUCUUGUCAUACUGUGGAGGCCUUCCAGCUCCAGAGGAUUCGGAUAACCCUCUCGGUUAUAAGUUCUCUUGGUCUUCUCGUGGUGUUUUGUUGGCAUUGAGAAAUGCUGCAAGAUUCUAUAAAGAUGGAAAGAUUGUUGAUGUUGCUGGUCCAGAAUUGAUGGGUACCGCCAAACCAUACUUCAUCUACCCAGGAUUCGCAUUUGUAGCCUACCCAAACAGAGAUUCCACCCCAUACAAGGAGCGUUACAACAUCCCUGAAGCACAAACUAUCAUUAGAGGUACUUUGAGAUAUCAGGGUUUCCCAGAAUUCAUCCGUGUACUGGUUGAUAUGGGAUUCUUGAGUGAUGAAGAUAAAGGAUUCUCCAAGCCAAUUUCCUGGAAGGAGGCUACACAAAAGGUUCUCGCAGCUUCUUCAAGUUCUGAGGAUGAUUUGAAAUGGGCAAUUGCUUCCAAGGCAAAGUUCGAGAGCACUGAAGAAAAGGAACGUAUCAUGAACGGCCUUAACUGGGUUGGUAUCUUUUCUGACGAGAAGAUCAUUCCCCGCGGUAAUCCUCUUGAUACUCUUUGCGCGACUCUUGAGAAGAAGAUGCAAUUUGAAAAGGGUGAACGUGAUCUCGUCAUGUUGCAACACAAGUUCGAGAUUGAGCACAAGGAUGGAAAGAAGGAGACUCGUACAUCCACAUUAGUUGAAUAUGGUGAUCCAAAUGGAUACUCCGCCAUGGCCAAAUUGGUCGGUGUACCAUGUGGUGUUGCUGUCAAGCAAGUACUUGAUGGAACGAUUAGUGAGAAGGGUGUCCUUGCACCUAUGACCAGUAAGAUCAAUGACCCAUUGAUGGAGGGGUUGAAGAAAUACGGAAUCACAUUGGUUGAGAAGACCAUCUCUUAGAUUAUGAUAUUAGAUAUACCUAGAUGAGAUUAAAAGUUUAAAGAACACAAAUGAUUUAGCCGUAGUCAGGAUCAUCACUUAUGGAUUAAGUGCUGGAUUGAGAUAGCUACUCUUUCGCUUUGUAUGACCACGCAGAUGAACUCAUAUGAGACUCUGCAUGAGUGUAAACACCAAACUCACAAUCCGACGGCGAGAUGCACCCAGAGAAAGAAAGA
Molecule: messenger RNA, 1922 nt
Organism: Sclerotinia trifoliorum
Lineage: Eukaryota; Fungi; Ascomycota; Leotiomycetes; Helotiales; Sclerotiniaceae
Source: the annotation of a GenBank genome assembly